AUGGGAACCUCAAGGCAGGAAACAGGGGAGAGCCACGGCUGGCUCCAGGACUGCAUGAUGCAUCAUUCUAACAGCCUAUGGUCACUAAACGGAACACUCAUUGAUCUGGGGAGAGACUACCGGCGUCACAUGUCUGGGGGCAGCCUGAUCAUUACCAGCCUGGACAAGGACCAAGACAGCGGGGUGUACCAGUGCAUGGGCUUCAACACAUGGGGGUCCGUCCUGAGCCGCAGAGCGAGCCUCCAGUUUGCCUAUCUUGAUAACUUCAAGACUCAGACGGUGAGGAGUGCUGUCAACGUCCGCGAGGGCCAAGGAGUGGUUCUGUUAUGUGGACCUCCUCCACAUUCCGGAGAGCUGACGUUCGCGUGGAUCUUCAACGAAUAUCCGUAUUUCGUCCAACAAGACAAUCGAAGAUUCAUCUCCCAAGAGACCGGAAGUCUGUACAUUGCCAAGGUGGAGACGUCAGACGUGGGCAACUACACUUGUGUGGUCAACAACACCGUCACCAGAGAGAAAGUUCUCAGUUCUCCAACACCACUUGUCCUCAGGAGUGACGGAGUAAUGGGAGAAUAUGAACCCAAAAUAGAGGUUCAUUUUCCAGAUCCAGUCCCGGCUGCGAAAGAAUCGGUGGUGAAACUGGAAUGUUUUGCCCUGGGAAACCCUGUCCCAGAAAUAAGCUGGAGGAGAACGAGCGGCGUCCCUUUCCCCAGCAAAGUCAAAAUGAAGAAUUCGAAUGCCGUCCUGGAAAUCCCUAACUUCCAGCAGGAGGACGCGGGCACAUACGAGUGUAUGGCAGAGAAUCGUCGGGGCAAAAAUGCAGCGCGGGGUCGCAUUUCAUUCCACGCUAAACCCCACUGGCUCCAGACAAUAACGGACACGGCUCUGUCCAUAGAGGAGAACCUCUUCUGGGAGUGUAAGGCCAGCGGAAAACCAAAACCAUCCUACAGCUGGCUGAGGAAUGGAGAGCAAGUGACAGCUGAGGGCCGGGUACAAAUCGAAAAUGGGGCUCUUUCCAUAACUGCGUUAAACCUGUCAGAUUCCGGAAUGUAUCAGUGUGUGGCUGAAAACAAACACGGCAUCAUUUAUUCCAGUGCCCAACUAAUGGUGUUAGCUUCAGCUCCUAGCUUCUCAAAAAGUCCAUUAAAGGCCCUUCUAAAAGCUCGUUCAGGCAGCGAAGUCACUCUUGAAUGCGAGCCCGAAGCCGCGCCCCCAGCAAUUAGCCUGUGGAAGAAAGGGAAUGAGAUCCUGCAAAGAACUGAAAGGAUUAAUUUGUAUCCGAAUGGAACAUUGAAGAUUGCCAAUGUGACUAAACGGGAUGCAGCUACUUACACGUGCAUAGCUAAGAACCAGUUUGGAACAGCGAGCACAACUGGAAGGCUCCUUAUCACCGAUCCCACCAGAAUCACCAUGAGGCCCACUAACACGGAGAUCAUAGUUGGCGAGAGCAUCGUGCUGCCCUGCCAGAUUGCCCACGACCCGGCUCUGGACGUCUCUUUCUCGUGGGCGUUCAACGGCCAGCUCAUCGACUUCGUGCUGGACGGCGAUCACUUCGAAAGAGUGGGCGGGAGCAUCGCAGGGGAUCUGAUGAUCCGGAACAUCCAGCUUAACCACGGCGGAAAAUAUGUCUGCCUCAUCGACACUGAUGUGGAGAGCCUGUCCACCUCGGCCAUCUUGGUUGUCAAAGGUCCCCCGGGCCCUCCAGAUAAAGUAGCGGUGGAGGAAAUCACAGACAGCACAGCCCAGCUAUCCUGGACUCCCGGAAGGGACAACGGCAGCCCCAUCACUGGCUAUAUCAUCCAGGGUCGGACACCUUUCACCGUGGGCUGGCAGGCUGUAGACACAGGUCUAAUAUUAAACUUCGCAGUGCCAGAGGCGGUCAACGGGAACACGCUGACAGCCACGGUGGUGGGUCUGAAUGCCUGGGUGGAGUACGAGUUCAGGGUGGUGGCUCGUAACGCCGUCGGCCUCGGAGAGCCAAGCCCAGCCUCAGCCAAGACCAGAACAGAGGACACCGUUCCUGAUACGGCUCCCACUGAUGUUGGAGGUGGAGGCGGCACAAAGUCUGAAUUAGUGAUAACAUGGGAGCCUGUGCCCGAGGAAGUGCAGAACGGAGAGGGUUUCGGCUACAUCAUCGCCUUCAGGCCCGUGGGCACGGUCACGUGGACGCGGGCGGUCAUCUCCACGCCCGGCGUGGCGCGCUACGCCUUUCGCAACGACACCAUCCCACCGUUCUCGCCUUUCGACGUCAAAGUGGGAGCCUAUAACAACCGAGGGGAGGGGCCGUUCAGCUCCAUCGCCACUGUCUUUUCUGCAGAAGAAGUCCCCAGUGUGGCGCCGAAAAGGGUCAGGGCCAGAAGCGUGUCUGCAGCACAAAUUGAAGUGAUGUGGGAAGCUCUCCCUGACAUUCCUGAAAGAGUGCUUGGAUAUGAGGUGGUGUACUGGGAAGACGACACCAAGCCCGACACCGUCGGCAAAGUGCGCAUCACGGGAAACUACACCCUGGUUAACAUCACGGGGCUGAGAGCGAACACGGUGUACUACCUCUCUGUGGCUGCCUUUAACACUGCCGGCCCCGGACCGCAGUCAGCCCCCAUCAACAACACCACAAAGAAACCACAUCGGCCCCCGCUCAACAUACAAUGGACCAUGAUUGGUUCCACGCUCACACUGCAUUGGGAUCCUGUAGUAGCCAUGGAUACGGAGUCAAAGGUGACGCUGAAAAAGCAUCGCUACAAUGAAAUACACACCAUCUUCACCAACAAAACCACAGCUGAGCUCAGCCUCUCAGCCAACGACAACUAUCUCAUUCAGGUCAAGGCUAUGAGCGAGGGCGGUGAAGGAGUGGGCAGCGAACCCAUCCACAUCCACAAAUUAAGCAUGGGCGCUCGGGGCUCCGGAGCAUGCCGCCUCUGCUGGUUUUCCCGCUCGGCUGUCUUCAUCUGCGCACUAUUUUCCUCAGUCUGGUGAUGUGGACGGGCAGUCCAUACCCCGUUGAGCCCUAAACCUCCUCUACCCCCUUAAUUUAGCCCGCUCUGUGUUGACUCUCCAACAGACCGGCGGUUUCAGUCAAAGAGGGGGAAGGAUAGUAGGGCUGUAUCAGACUCCUUAAGGGACCGUGCCGCUUUUUUUAACAGACCAUCAGAUGGAGAAGAGACCAAUGACAUCCGUGUUGUCUUGGUAGUCCUCCCAGCGUUAGAAAGUGCCACCGUGCUCUAAUUUUCAUUUUUAGAAGUUCUGAUGUCUCCAUGACUUUUUCUUCUUUAGUAUCUUUGGAAAUACUGUUGCCUUAAAACCUACUUAUCUAAAACAGUCCAAACCAAAGGAGGUGACUGAGGCUGCUUGCUGUAACUCAAUGUUCAUUUUUAUUUGAUUUUUUUGGGGUCAAAACACAUUCAUCUUCACAACUUCGUAGGCAGAGGGAUUCAAAUAUAAUCAUUGGUUUAGUUUUCUAUGUUUUUAGCUCAGUUGUUCUCUAACUACCCUCGUACCCUAAAGAUAUUAGCCCAUAAAAAUAAUUUUACUGUGCAGUAGAAACAUCCAGUGCAGUGGUAAGAUUUUUUUUUACCAGGCUUUGUCCAAUAUAUGGUUGAUGCAUAAUUGAUCAGCUGUGCCUGAAACCCACUUAUCUCCAUGUCCUGAAAGGAUAUUGUCUGCUCAAGAACCUCAUGCUCCUGAGCAUUAGGCCCCUCCACAACACUGAUAGAUCUUGGCAUUUUGCUCCCUAUCUCGUGCUCCUCUUGAAUAAUAAAUGCCUAUCACACUCUGCAUCCUCGUUCUCGUGAAAAAGUUGUGAUUGAGGAGAAUAGAUGUGUGCUGAGGCAACGUUGAGCCAACACCACACACACACUGUUCUGUCUCCUAAUAAAAAUGACCAGUGUUCUAAAUCGUAUUACAGAACGUGUGACGUCCACACCCUCAAUGAACAGCUGUCACAGUGCACAAUGGACUACAGGAAUACAGUGCCUUCACCAGAGCUCAACUGUUUUUAUUUGUAUUUUUUUCCUUUUUAAAUAGCUAUGAGGAAGAUCGGUUGCAGCAGAGGAAUUGUUUGCUUUGCUUGUCUUUCCCGUAUAGUAUUAGUUUAAAAGGAGAGGACACUCCGAAUGUAGGACCAAACCUUAAUUGGAAAUGGUGUGUUGAUUAAAUUUUCAUCGCGGUGUGGGAUCACAGAAGAGCUGACAGCUUUGGGGAAAGCUGUGAUGGAUAGCGAUAGAUGAUGGAAAUUUGGGUCCCAGUCUUCAUGAUCUGUGGCAUAAUAAAUGUAUGACUUCAUCCGUAUCAUAAUUUAUGGGCUAUUAAGGCAUCAGAAUAAUGGAUGAGAAUACCACGGCGAAAGGAGCCCUGACUGGAAAUGGAGCACAAGGCAUGGUUGUCAUUCACCCCCUCACCCCCCCCACCCCCCACCCCCCACCACCUCACCACUGUCUUUUGGACGCAUACCAGACUGAACAAUAACAAAAGAGCGUUGCUGCUCUGCUUGG
This is a messenger RNA of Menidia menidia (Atlantic silverside), 4481 nucleotides long. The record is from the annotation of a GenBank genome assembly. NCBI's taxonomy places the organism in Eukaryota, Metazoa, Chordata, Actinopteri, Atheriniformes, Atherinopsidae.